Pecten maximus is the source of this 1797-nucleotide messenger RNA. Its product is annotated as transmembrane protein 45B-like. The coding region runs from base 395 to 1249 and encodes 284 amino acids. The transcript has 2 exons. Lineage: Eukaryota; Metazoa; Mollusca; Bivalvia; Pectinida; Pectinidae. The record is from RefSeq and is a predicted model, not a curated record.
UGUACACACACGUGACCUAGCCCGUCUGAUCCUCGUGUGUAUAAUGUGUGUAUACAUACAUUUAUCUACGAAAACCAUCUCCUUUGGACGGCCUGAACCGACCUGCGAAUAUUUGUUAAGGGUGACGUAAGCGGUUGAUGACGUACCAACUCCUCGUAAAGCUUGGAUAGCAAUUGCGGGACCUUUUGACCCAUAAUGCAUCUGAAGGUCCCGUUGUUGUCCAUCUCCACUCUUCAUACAUAACCGUCAUAUGAUCUAGCUGUUUUCGUUUUACCCGUCUUAGAAUUUUGCGUUCAUCGUCGUAUGAUGCUGCUGUUCCCGUGAAUCAACCAUCAUCAUCCAUGGAUUCAUAUAUUUGUAUUAGAAAUUAAGUUUAGAAGCAAUAUCGUUCAUCAUGGGAAGUUUCCUGGGCCAUGCGUUGCCUGGAUCGUUCUUCAUUGUGGUAGCAUUAUGGUGGAUUGUUAACAUUGUGUAUUACUUUAAUAAAGCGCGCUGGACAGGGCAAACCUUCGUAUCCAGACCCAACUUCAUAGUGUAUCGGAAAACUGGCAACAUCAUACACAUAGAAGCCUUCUUCAAAAUAGCAUUUGCCAUUAUUGGAAUUAUUGGAGAGUUUAUUUGGACUCUGAAAUAUGAUUUUGGAUUACCUGUUGGAAAUGCACAGCACAUGACGAUGUUUGCUUUCUUUGGGAUUUCUGGGUUAUGUGAUCUUAUCGCCCAUUACAAAAGAAGUUAUGUACCCCCACAUAUUGACUAUGUUGCUCUAAUUAUGGCUUUCCUGGUGGAGGCUCUUUUGUUUCAUUUUCAUUUACAAGAGCGAUCCUCCCUUGACGUCACCAUACAUACCCUUCUUGUAUAUACCAUUCUGUCCAACGCGAUCAUCAUCGGUGUGGAAUUGAAGAUGGUCAACAGUGCUCUGGUCAGUUUGGUCAAGGGAUUGUUACUGCUCGUGCAAGGCACUUGGUUUUGGCAGAUUGGAUUUAUUUUGUACAGCCCGUCACGUUUGCCAUCCACGUGGCAUGCGGAGGAUCAUGAACAUAUAUUUCUAGCAGUGCUGAUAUUUGUUUGGCAUGUGGCGAUUGAUUUAGCUGUUUUGUCAGGAACGGGUGUCAUAGUGACCAUCGUUCAGAGGCGGUUAUUUUACGAAACGAGCGGCUACAGAAUGGUGGAUAGAUCUGAUUCCCAGUUCUCCAGGACCAUGUUCAUAGGGAAAGAGGAUGUACUGACGGACGAGUCGGAUUCGAGCUGAUGACCUUUGAUUGUGUUGAUGGAAAGCCUAUUUUACUGUAGGUUGUACACUAGUUAUACCUAAGAAACGGUUUCUCGGAUAACUUUUAGACACAAAAGAUAACAAGAACACUACCACCAUAACAAACGCCAGACCAUUUAUAAAUACUUUUGUUUUUCAUGGAAAAUAAAUCUGAUAGCUAAAAUACUUUAGCUUAUUAGUUUUGAAGGGUGCUGUUUUGAUGUUUUUACGGUUCGUGAAUGACACUUUCAAAGUGACAAAUGACACGUUAAAUAGCUUUUAGUGCAGUUUACAUUACAUGCAUGUUGUACUGAGGUUGUGAGCUGUCUGUGGCAGGAAAUUAAAAGGUGAUAUCGUCAGGUCUUGGGUAUUCAAAACCGAGGCUGUAUUCUUAUAUAACAUUUUUGGUGCUGUGGCUGUGAAAAAUGAACAUCACACUAGCUCCUUUCGCGAAGUAUUUGUUUGUAAUUUCAUGAUAUUAUUAAUACAUUUGUAUGGUUGCAGACUUUUGAAGAAAAUAAAUUAUAGAAAAGUCUUAAACUAUAGAC